Messenger RNA from Pseudozyma flocculosa PF-1, 5871 nucleotides. RefSeq lists its product as uncharacterized. Gene Ontology annotation, biological process: signal transduction; G protein-coupled receptor internalization. The record is from RefSeq and is a predicted model, not a curated record. Gene Ontology annotation, cellular component: cytoplasm. Lineage: Eukaryota; Fungi; Basidiomycota; Ustilaginomycetes; Ustilaginales; Ustilaginaceae. Gene Ontology annotation, molecular function: G protein-coupled receptor binding. The transcript has a single exon. The coding region runs from base 1 to 5871 and encodes 1956 amino acids.
AUGUCUGGUCUCGGCAUCGACUUCGGGCAGGCUUAUGAGCCUGAUCCCGCCGCCGCCGGUUCCAACGAGCGCAGGCAUGCUGCCAAGGCACGCCGCCAAUCUCCCUCUUCCAGCGAGCAGCUACAGCAGCCGCAGCAACAACACCGUCAAGAACACCGGAAGAAGCGCCCAUCUGCCACCCCAGCGAAAUCGGAAUCAUCGCACCGCUCGACGGCCUUGCCGAAGAAGUCGAGCUUCAGCAAGCUGCGACGGCCCACGACGGAUGACGAACGACUCGAAGCGCGGCGCGUUCGCAUCGCCAGCGGCGAGCCCGGCGUGCUGGGCCACGGCGCUUACACGGACGAGGACUUCCUCUCGCCCUCGAGCGCAACCUACAGCUCGGGCUCGGAAGACUUUGUGAUCCGUCGCAAUCCUCCAGCAAGCCUAUCGGCAGCCGUCAUGACAUUCGCAGCCUCGUCGCCACCGACCAACAGCGCCGGCGAGAGCAUGCUCACUUCCGACGAGAACUCGUCGCCCGGGACCGAGACGUCGGUGACAACCUUCUCCUCGGGGAGCAGCGGGAGGGGCAGAUCCAAGGCGCUCAAGAAGUACGCUUCGCAGCCGCAGCUCUCUCGCUCCGGCACGACGAAGCUCGCCGCCAGCAACCGAGGUCCGCCGCCGGCCAACUCCAAAGCCGUCAGCAGAAGCCUCAGCUCCACCAGCCUAUCGGCAAGCUACCGCUCCGACAGCGGCUCGAGCCUCGGUCGUUCCUCGGAGAUCCCUCGCAGCGGCAGUCGCAACGGCUCUGCUCGCGGCCAGGCCCGAGGCUACGGUCGCGGCGGCGCUCGACUCGGCCGCAACGCCAGCAGCGCCGGCCAGGAGGAGGCUAUGCAAGCGGAGGCGGACUCUAGCCGACUUGGGCAGCGGGACCCUCAACGACGAUCGGAGGCCAAGGCUGCACCGCCCGACCUGGCCAGUCGUAUCACGGUCCAAGCCGUCCCGAGGCCCGCCUCGGUCCGGUCACUCGCAUCGUCAUCGGAGAGCGGCAGCUCGUCCUUCGUUGGUCGUCCGUGCUUCGAUGGACCCUCUCUGCUCUCAAGGAUCUCGAUGGACGACAGUCCUCCCGCCAGCUCCGUAUCAGCCGGCGGCGAGACCGAUGAUGCCUCUCGUCCGACCCAAUCUCGCCCUUCGAGCAUGGUCGCCCCGAUCAGCAACUCGACGACGAGCGAUCGUGGUGCGAACACCGUCGAACGACCUCAGCAGUGGCGUGUCGGCAGCUUCUACGCUCCGGAUGGUCAAGAGACCGGCCGCAUCGAUGCGUAUGGUAGGGUCAGCCGUGAAGUCUCGCGAGAGCCCACCGUCGUCAGCAAGCCGUCCACCGCCUCCGUGGCAUCCAGCGGCGACCGCCUCUCGGCCCGGUCGAGAGCCAACAGCGUCGGUGCUCCACGUGCCAAGCUCAUGACGAGCCCGUCCCAGGCCAACUCCGAGGCGGCAGCACCUCGACUGGCGGGCGCAGACGAGGAGGCUGCCAAGCCGAGCAAUGCGGCCACCGCCAAUGUCCGGACCAUGUCGAUGCGAAGCGCCCGCGGGCUCCGAGGCCUCGAGGGUGCCGAGCGCGGCGAGGCCAUGGUCAGCUACGAUCGCCUCACCCGAGCCUUUGAGAGCGGCCUGCCCAUCAUGCCGGGCAACGUCGAGACCGCCGACCAGCAGAGCCUGCUCGCGUCGACCCAGAUCGAUUACAGCGAGGAUGCGGUGCCGGGAGGCCCAAGAGGCGCGCGAAUGUCGUCGUCGGUCAGCCAGGGCGUACUCGGCGCCGCCAGCGAAGCCAGGAGCGACGCGCUCCCCGCGAACGGCAUCCGCAACCGUCCUCGACGGAGCCUGUCCGAAGCCGCUGCGUCUACCGUUGCUCUGGAUCGCCAGGGAACCCUGCUCAGCACAGGCGCUAACCCGAUCCGACGCUCCAAGGAGCUGAACCGGUUGCUGGGCAACUCGGGGCGCAAGCUGCCAGCCUCGGCCGCGUCGGGUGGCGAACUCCCCGGCAGCGACAGUGACAAAGGCAAGGCCAAGCUGCAGCGGUCCAACGCCGUCGGCAGCCAGGCGGCGCCGCCGGCCGCGCUCGAGCAGGGGAAGGCCAGCAAGGCGCGCGUCGAAGUCGAUCUCGUCCUCGAGAGCGACCUGGUGGUGGAAGGCGGCACAAUGACCGGCCGCAUGCAGAUCAAGCUGAGGAAGGGCGCCGACAAGGAGGGCGCAGUCAUGCUGGCCCAGCCCAAGAUCCGCGUCGUCGGUUUCGAGGAGCUGCUCAACGACGACACGAGGCACAUCUUCUACCAUCAUGCCUCCGUCAUUGACGGCGACCGCAGCUCCGGAGGCCCGAGCGAACCUUACUACCUCCACGGCUCGCCCGACUUUUCCUCGCCAGAGGCUCGCGGGCACUCAUCGCUGCCGUGCUACGAAGGCUCGCCGGACUUUGAGGGCUUCGCCGUCGGCAAGGAAGGCACCCACUCGAUCCCUUUCAGCCUCGACCUGCCGAUCGCCAAGGGCGCCAAGGGCAGCUACCGCGGAAAGAACGCCGUCGUGCGCUACAUUGUCAUCGGCUCGGUCAAGCUCAAGAGCUCCGGCGGGUCGAACCGCUCGAUUGCGCACUUCUACCGUCACGUCGAGCUCUAUCCCUACCUGAACCCGGCCGUCGUCCUGUCGAGCGCGCCGCGACCGAUCCAGGCCUCGACGAGCAAGGGCCUCUUCCUGGGCGGAUCGGGCAAGGUCCACCUCACGGCAUCGCUUCACCGCGCCACGUGGGUGGCGGGUCAGCGCGUCUAUGUCAACGUCGCGGUCCACAACGAGACCAACAAGAAGAUCAACAGCAUGACGCUCUCGCUCAUCCGGACCGUCACCCUCUACCGGCCGCGGCCGGAGCUCGACGUGGCCAAGCGAGCCGACGUCGAUGGCUACUACGACCCGGACGCCUGCCAGACCUCGACCACGCGCAAGAAGAUCACCGAAGAGGCGCUCGAGAUGGGUCAGAAGGGGUCAAAGGGCGUCGUCACCGCCAAGGGAUGGUGGACCGGCGUCGAGACUGGCGGCAGCGUCGACUUCUCCCACUACACGACCCUCCCCAGCGACGCGCUCUCCAUCUCGCGCGGGCGGCACGUCGAGGUGACGUACGCCAUCAAGGUGUCGGUCGGAAGCUCGCUCUCCUCGGACGUGUCGGUCGAGCUGCCCCUGCGCGUCGUCAACUUUGUCUCGCUCGACCCUCCGCCGCUGCGGGGCGGCAAGUCAAGCGGAUCGUCGCCCGUCGGGCUGGACCGAGCCGACCGACUCAAAGGAUGGGCUCAGCCCGCCGGCGCAGGCCUCGGGGUCGAUCCGAUGAUCGCCAAGGUCAAGUCGAUCGAGGCCCUGCGUAGCCCGGUCAAGUCUGAGCUCUCCUUGCACGGCGGGCGAGGGAGUGGACCCGCGCCCCAGCCCACGACGCACGAGGAGAGCGAGCUCGAGCGCACCAAGCGGCUGCAGCACCAAAAGUCACUCGACUUUAUCAACCACGCCAUCAGGAGCGCCGCGGCCCGUCGCGGCGUGGCGCCUCCGAGCGCCGAGUCAAGCCCGCUGGGCCUCGGCAUCGCAAUCUCGGACGAGGGCGAAGGACCAUCCUCGGCAGCGGUGCAGCUUCAGCGCAACCUCGAUCCGGCGGGACCCGCCAACAGCCUGGUGCACCGCUCGCCAGCUGCAGCCUCUUCUCCGGGCACGGCCUCGAGCAUCGGGCCGAUCCACCCGAGCUGCUUGCCGUACGACCGCGAGAGCCUGACAUCGUCGCAGGGCUACAGGCCCGUGCCCAAGCUCCGCGUCAUGAACGCGGCAUCUGCCGACGAGGCCGGAGACGACGACUUUGACGGAUCCGACCCGGACCGCACCCUCGGCCUCAAUGACGAGUCGGUCGACGAGGUGGAUCUGGUCAUCGGCUCCGCCAAGACGGACCGAGAGAACUCGCCAAACUUCCGUGACGUCCAGUACAGCCGCGCCGAGGAUCCGGACCUCUCAAUCUCGUUUGAGGAGUCGGCCGCCUUCGACGAUGACGUUUACGAGAACGAGGAAGAGGACAAGGAUGCGAGUGGCCACGAGCAUGGCCGUGUCCAGGGCAUCGUGCACAACGUGGGUCGUCCCACGGCCUCCGUCGAAACCGAAGCUGGUCGCCAUGACGACGACGACGACGACGACUGCAUGGAGAUGAUCCCCGAGGCCGAAGACGAGGCCGACUUCUCCGCGACGCACGCGAAUGCUUGGCGCAGGGAGCGCGACCAGGUCGAGGAGGAAGACUGGGAGACGGACGAGCAGGAGGAUGUCGCCGAGGUCUCGCAGCUGAUGCAGGUCAUCCCGCAAAGCAAGCCGCCGGUUGAGGAGCCCGAGAUCGAGGAGACUCACACCGCCUCGCCGGCCAUCGCGCCCCGAAUCCAGCUCUCACCCUCGCCCAGACCGCCGGUAGCCGCACCCAACCCUCAAACCGUUACAGAGCAGCCGGAACGUGCUACGCCGCCAAAGGCAGCUCCUCGAGGCAGCAUCGCCAAGCCUUCCGCAAGCGCGUCGCCCGCCAAGAGCCCUUCAGGCAGGCCGGUGCAGGCCUCGCUGCCGAAGGUCUCACCGACGAUGGCAUCGCCCGGCCCAACGGCGCCCCUGCGCAUCCGAGCCAGGCCAUCGUCGCCCGUCAAGCCGUCGUCGCCCGUCAAGCCGCCGACGCCGUCCUCGCCGCAGAAGCCGCAGCUCAAGACCAAGUCGAGCUUCACGUUUGCGACGGGCCAAAACCCGCUCAAGACGAACAGGGAGACGCCCAACAUGUCGACGGCAUCGACGGGGGCCUCUGCUACCCCUGUUCUGCGCGCCAAGGUCUCGCAGGACCAGAUCGCCAGUCCACUCGUCCACAACCGAUCGGCCAAGGAGCGAAUGGCACCGGCGGACGCUAAGAUCGCUGCCGCCACCAAGUCGGCGGCACCCGCAGCGGCGCCGUCCCCUGCACCGAAGGCGGAGGAGAUGCCACGCAAGCGUGGUGCUUCCUCGUCGUCUUCCAAGCGAUCCAAGUCCGGUGCAGCUCGACGCAAGCAGGGUGGCGCCACCUCGGGCAGCGACACGCCUUCCGACACGACCGCCUCGUCGCCGGCCACUAGCUCUGGCGCAGACACGCCGGAGAGCGUCUGCAACGAGCUGCCCAGGUUCACUUCGACCGCCGCUGGGCGUCUCCGGGGCAUGAGCGUCUCUAGCCGCGACCAGGAGCAGGACCUGGGCCUCGAGACGGAAGACUUGGGCAAGGCCAAGACCGCGCCUUCGUCGGGGGCGCUGAGCGACCGCAUCUCGAUGCUUCCUCGAUCCGUCUCGUCGCGGGGCGAGCAGCUGACUCGUCCGGACAAGGUCGAGGGUGGCACGCUCAGGCACUCGGCGAGCACCACCGACCUGGCCGAUGGGACGCUGACGCGCUCCUCGAGCUCGCACACCCUGCGCGGCAGCUCAAUUGUCGUUCCCUCGGUGCGCAACAAGAUUGCUAUGCUCGAGAACCGCAACCAGGCGCUCAAGGACUUCACGGGCGGAGGCGGAGGCGGCGGCGGAGGCGCCGUCAGCCGGACGCCACUGCGUGGCGGCAUCCCGAGCAGCGUCAGCACCCCGACCUACGGAGGCGUCGUCGGCGGCGGCGGCGGUACGCCCGGUCGCGUGGCUCAGCUGGCGGCCUCGGCCGAAAAGGCAAAGCAGCAGCUGGCCAACACGACCUCGCCGCUCCGCCUCACGAGAAAGGAGAGCACGGCGUCCAUCGCCUCUUCAUCCGACGCCUCGUCCGCCCAGCCCGACUACCUCAAACGGUCCACCUCGAUCAUGAGCUUCAAGGCCCCCGUACUGCGCAGCGUCCAGCAGCAGCAGUAG